Messenger RNA from Salvia hispanica, 1564 nucleotides. Its product is annotated as 7-deoxyloganetic acid glucosyl transferase-like. Gene Ontology annotation, molecular function: quercetin 7-O-glucosyltransferase activity; quercetin 3-O-glucosyltransferase activity. Lineage: Eukaryota; Viridiplantae; Streptophyta; Magnoliopsida; Lamiales; Lamiaceae. The record is from RefSeq and is a predicted model, not a curated record.
UAUAAAACCAAUUGCCAAAAAAACCAGAAAAUUCACCCCAACAAACAUGACUUCCGUUUCCGAGCAACAAAAUCUCCGACCACCGCCGCAUGUACUGAUUUUCCCGCUUCCGGUACAGGGCCAUCUCAACCCCAUGUUGAAGGUAGCCCAUCUUCUCUGUCUAGCCGAAUUCCACGUCACCUUCAUCAUCUCCGAAUUCAACCAUCGCCGCCUGCUCCAGCACACCACCGCUUCCGCCGCCUUCUCCCGCUACCCGGGAUUCCAGUUCUGGACUCUCCCAGACGGCCUCCCCGACGACCACCCCCGCAGCGGUCACGGAGCCAUGGAGCUUAUGUCUUCCGUCGCAAACGUCACAGUCCCACUUUUCAAGAAAAUGAUGAUCCAAGAAAACUUGUUGGCUUCCGCCGCCCGUCGCUCGGUUACCUGCUUCGUCGCCGAUGGUCUGCUCAGUUUCGCCCCCGACUUUUGUGAAGAGAACGGAAUUCCGCUCAUCUGCUUCCGACCUGCCCCCGCCUCCUACUUUUGGGCUAUUUACCGUUUUCCUCAGCUUCUUCAAGCUCAAGAAAUUCCUUUCGAAGGAAAAUCGAUGGAUGGAUUAAUAAAAAGUAUACCGGGAAUGGAAGGUUUCCUACGGCGUCGUGACUUGCCGGGUUUCUACCGUGUCGAUGACAUAAACGACCCCACUCUCAAGGGAGUUGUAGCUGCAGUGAUGCUGAUUCAUAGGGCGCAAGCCGUAAUACUCAACACUUGUGAAGAUUUAGAAGGGCAAAUACUUGAAGAGAUGCAAAAACACGUACCAAGAGUUUUCUCCAUCGGUCCAAUCCACGAGCAAGUGAAAUACAGGCUGAUGGAGAAGAAGACGGAGUCCUCAAUCAUCACGGCCAGCCUAUGGGCGGAAGACCGGAGCUGCAUCGAUUGGCUGGACGCGCAGCCGCCUAAAUCCGUCGUCUAUGUGAGCUUUGGGAGCAUUACACUUUUGACGAGAAAGCAAGUGUUAGAGUUCUUGCAUGGAUUACUCGAAAGUUCGCAUAGAUUUUUGUGGGUCAUGAGGCCGGAUUCUGUCACCGGGAGCAACGGAGAGGAUCCAAUUCCGACGGAACUAAUGGAACGUAUUAAAGGGAAGGGUUUGUUGGUGGAGUGGGCCCCACAGGAGAAGGUGCUCAAUCACCCUGCGGUUGGUGGGUUUAUGACGCACAGUGGAUGGAAUUCGACCCUAGAGAGCAUUGCGGCCGGCGUGCCAAUGGUGUGUUGGCCAUAUCUUGGGGAUCAACAGAUCAAUAGUAGGUUUGUGAGUGAGGUUUGGAAGAUCGGAUUGGAUAUCAAAGAUACUUGUGAUAGAAAGAUUAUUGAGGAGGCAAUUAGAGAUGUGAUGGAAGUUAGAAAAGAUGAGUUUAUGGAAAGGUCAGGAAAUUUGGCUAAACUUGUGAAAAGGACUAUUAGUAAAGGUGGUUCGUCGUAUAAUAAUUGGGAUGACCUAAUUCAGUAUAUUAAGUCGUUGGUGAUUUGAUUAUGGAUUUCCAAUUGUAUUAUUGGUGUUGAAUAAAGUUAGAGUUACUUUGCAUUA